Helianthus annuus (common sunflower) is the source of this 950-nucleotide messenger RNA. RefSeq lists its product as uncharacterized. The coding region runs from base 51 to 950 and encodes 299 amino acids. The transcript has 4 exons. Lineage: Eukaryota; Viridiplantae; Streptophyta; Magnoliopsida; Asterales; Asteraceae. The record is from RefSeq and is a predicted model, not a curated record.
UUUUUUUGUUUAAAUACAGUUAAAUAAAUCAUGUGCUUUUGAGCAAUUUUAUGAUAUUUGGACCUUUUGUCCCACCGUCAUCUGGACUAUUUGCGCCACUGUCAUCUGGACCUUUUGGGCCAGCACCGUCAUCCAGACCAUCUGCGCCACUAUCGUCAUCCGGACCUUUUGCGCCAGUACCGUCAUCCGGACCGUCUGCACUGUAUGCACCAGCACCAUCAUCCGGACCAUUUGCAUCAGCACCAUCAUCCGGACUGUCUGCACCAGCACCAUCAUUCAGACCACCUGCACCGUCAUCCGUACUGUCUGCACCAGCACCGUCAUCCGUACCCUAUGCACCAGCACCAUCACCAGCACCAUCACCAUCAUCUGGACCAUCCACACCAGAACCUGCACCAGCGCCGGCCCCUGCACCAGCACCGUCAUCUGAACCGUCCGCACCAGUUUCGGAUCCUACAGAAACUCAGCCUCCAAUAUUACCAUUACCAACUCAAACUGGUAAUCAUUCAAAGGUUCUUCUUCUUGAUGAAAUUACGGUUGACCUAGAUGUACUUGCCAGGGCUGAUCUUUUGACUUUCCUAAAAAAGGAAUGUGAAGAGCUCGGUGCUACUAUUAUAUAUGCUACACACAUAUUUGAUGGCCUUGAGAAUUGGCCUUCACACAUCGUUUAUGUUGCUCAUGGGAAGUUGCAGUUAGCAUCGACUAUGGAAGAGGUCAAAAAGAUGAGCAACCUAUCUUUAAUGGUCAGUUUCACUUGGUUCACACAUCAACUUGGUUACAAAAUAAAUUAUGAUAGGCAAUCAAAUAACGAAGACGUUAGUGAUGAUGCGAGAACAUUAAACAAAUUUGAAAUCCAGAAUAGACAGACACAUCACAACCUUCGAGCGGAUUUGGUUAAACAUAUUUGGAUGGUUCCGAGAUACAAUCCCGAUGACGACGAUGAUAAUUAA